AUGUCAGGUGCAGAGUCAGUAGCCGAGCUGGUAGCGAAACUAGAAGCUUCGACGCACCUUCCAAACCGUGGUAGAGCCAUCAAGAUCCCAUGCAAAUUGUUUCAUAGCGAUAAAGUUAUUAACAGUUGGAAAUUCAACGAAUGGGAUUAUGGUAAGCCUAACAAGAUUGCCUUACCUAUCAAUGCACGUGGGUUUUUUACUUCUGCAGAUAACUUGCGUAUUGUUGCCAGAGGUUAUGACAAAUUCUUCAACGUAGAUGAAACCCCAUUUACCAGAUGGGAAUGGAUCGAACAAAAUACCAAAGGACCAUACAAUGUUAGUGUGAAGGCAAAUGGUUGCAUUAUUUUCAUAUCUGGGCUUGAAGACGGUGAACUCGUCGUAUGCUCUAAGCAUUCGACCGGGUUCAGGGAUGAUGUAGACAGGAAUCAUGCUGAAGCUGGUGAAAAGUUCCUCAUCGAACAACUGACGAGACACGAUAUUGAUAUUAAAGAGUUUGCAACCACAUUGUAUAGGGAAAAUGUUACUGCUGUUGCAGAAUAUUGUGACGACUCUUUUGAAGAACAUAUUCUGGAAUAUGGAAGAGACAAGAGAGGUCUGUACUUACAUGGUCUCAAUCCUAAUGAAAUUACAUUCCAGACUUGGGCUAUGGAAAGAGUUGAUACAUUUGCUGAAAAAUAUGGAUUCAAUAAACUCGAAUCAUUUAAUAUUGAUACAACCACAGAAUUGAGAAAGUUCCUAGAGACAGUUUCAACGAAGGGUUCUUUCAAUGAUCAAGAAAUUGAGGGUUUUGUGAUUAGAUGCCACAGAUUGGAAGGAGCUGAGGCCUUUUUUUUUAAAUUCAAGUUCGAAGAGCCUUAUUUGAUGUACAGACAAUGGCGAGAAGUAACUAAGGAUUAUAUUGAGCAUAGAAUCAGAGUUUAUAAUUUCAAGAAGCAUAAAUUCAUUACUAACAAAUAUCUUGAUUUUGUGAUCCCUAUUUUAGAAAAUGACCCAAUUAUCUGUGAAGAAUAUAUGAAGGGAUUUGGUAUAAUAAAAUUAAGAAACAUGUUUCUAGAAUCCUAUGGUAUGACAGGCUUUGAAAUUUUGAAUCAUGAAAAGAUACAAGAACUAGAAUUUAAAAAUUCCAUCGAUUAUGAAAAAGUCGAUUCUAAUACUAAAUUCCUAAUCUUCCCAAUUGCUGUAAUUGGUUGUGGCAAGACCACGACAGCUUUAAUUUUAAAGAAUUUGUUUAAUUGGGGUCAUAUUCAGAACGAUGACAUACAUAAUAAGAAGGACAAGGCAAUUCUCAUCAAAAGAUCUUUGGAAUUAUUAACGAAGGACGAUACAAAGUGUGUCAUAGUGGAUAGAAAUAAUCAUCAAUUUAGAGAACGUAAACAACUUUUUGAAUGGGUAGAACAAUACAAAGAACAAUACCUUUCGUAUGAUACAAAUAUCAAAAUCAUUGGUAUUUCAUUUGUCAAUUCAAUUGAUGAUCUAGAUAGGAUCAAGAAUGUUACUGUAAAUAGAGUGUUACAAAGAGGAGAUAAUCAUCAAACUAUUCAACUAAAUAAAUAUGGUGAACGGAAAGUAGUUGGUAUUAUGAGCGGAUUUUGGAAAAGAUUUCAGCCUGUUGCUGAAGAUAGAAUUCCAGACAAUUUAUUUGAUUUAUUAAUUAAGCUUGAUGUGAAUAAUGAAAAUCAUGAAAAUUCGUCGUUGAUUAAUUCCAUGACAAUUAUUAAUGAACUUCAUGAAAAAUAUCCGAUAUUAAUACCCAAAAUGCCCACGACUAUGGAACUAGAAGAUGCAUUUAAGCAAAGCAUAGAGUUUAAGAUACCAUCAAAGACAAAGGAGAUGAAUAUGAAUAAUAAGCUAACAAAAAAAAUAAACCCUGCAUAUUUUUCCGCAAAUCUUGACAAUAAAGAUAAAUUGAUCGUGGCAAUCAUGCAAUUAAUGGAGGAUGACAGUUCUAAUAAUCAUGGUAUCAAUUUUGAACCAUUGGAAAAAUUACUAGAUGAAAAUCUUUUCCAACCAGGUUUCCAUAUUACUCUUUCGCAUGUAGCGCAAGGUAAAAGAGGUGAUCCAAGAGAUAAAAUUUUGUGGAAGGAAUAUUUGAAAGAGUUUGAUCCUCAGUUGACAGAGAUAUCAGCUAGGGAUAAUUAUCAAGAGACAUUAUUCAAGACAGAUUAUAGAGUGAAGUUUAAACUCGAUAAAUUAUGUUGGGAUGAUAAGAUUGUUGCCGUUAUGGUUAAAUUUGAAGAUACUAAUUGCGUUACGGAUAAAGAUAACGUGACAAUAACGGGUUUAGAAUGUUCCAACAAGUUCCCACAUAUCACGAUUGGCAGAUUGAAUAGCGAUAUUAAGGCCUCUUAUUCAAAUAGUUUAUGUGAAAGAAUUAUGAAAGAUGAUGCUGAUGGAGAAAGCAGUUAUUAUUUAAACUUCAAUGAUUCAGAAGAGUUUGUCGCAGACGUGUGUAUCAAUUUAUAG
Molecule: messenger RNA, 2463 nt
Organism: Kazachstania africana CBS 2517
Lineage: Eukaryota; Fungi; Ascomycota; Saccharomycetes; Saccharomycetales; Saccharomycetaceae
Gene: TRL1
Product: tRNA ligase
Exons: 1
Coding region: 1-2463 (820 amino acids)
Biological process (GO): tRNA splicing, via endonucleolytic cleavage and ligation
Cellular component (GO): nuclear inner membrane
Molecular function (GO): phosphoric diester hydrolase activity; RNA ligase (ATP) activity; ATP binding
Source: RefSeq, a predicted model, not a curated record